Camelina sativa (false flax) is the source of this 2821-nucleotide messenger RNA. Its product is annotated as protein ANTI-SILENCING 1. Gene Ontology annotation, molecular function: RNA binding; chromatin binding. The record is from RefSeq and is a predicted model, not a curated record. NCBI's taxonomy places the organism in Eukaryota, Viridiplantae, Streptophyta, Magnoliopsida, Brassicales, Brassicaceae.
AGAUAGAAAAAUCCCAGACUAAAAAAAAAAAGGGGAAUGGGAGAGAAGAGAGCGCUUUGAUGAACUAAAAUUUACCGUUUUCUCUGGAAAACUGCAAACAAUCUCCGACCAAAAAUUGAAUUGAGAGAUUUCGAUUUUGAAUUGUGUUAUGAUGAUGAACUUGAGCGACAGAUUAAAGCGAGGGAGGAGACUGUAGUAGUAACCCGUGAAACGAGGAUUUAGGGUUUUCUUUUUUUCUUUCUCCCUCUGCGAUGAUAAAAAAAAAAACCUGGGCUUCGUCAAUUUCUCUUCAUCUUGACCUAAUCGAACUCGCGUUGCUUCUGAUUUCAACCGUUGGUUUCUCCCGGUUCGAUUUUUUUUCUUUCUUUCUUCUUGUUCUGGUGGUGUGGCUUCGGAAAGCUGUAGUAAACUCAUCUCUACCUCUUCAGUGAAGAGAAUGGAAGAAUCAAUAGGAUCUGAAGGCUUAGAGUUUAAGUGGGGUAAAAAGAAGAGUGUUGGCGGGAGAAAUAAAGAUGUCAAGUUCUAUGAAUCAUUCACUUAUGACGGGGAUGAAUACCAUCUUUAUGACUGUGUUUUAGUUGGUAACUCCAGUGAACCAGACUCUACUGAACCUUUCGUUGGCAAGAUCAUAAAGAUUUGGGAACACGCUAAUAAGCAUAUCCCAAGGAAAGUCAAACUUCUCUGGUUCUUUAAACCUUCUGAGAUUUUGCCGUAUCUUGAAGGAGUCCCAGAAGUUCUUGCAAAUGAACUGUUUUUGGCAUCGGGUGAAGGUCGCGGCCUUGCUAAUAUCAACGAAUUGGAAGCAAUCGGUGGAAAAUGCUCUGUUCUAUGCAUCUCAAAGGACAAAAGGAAUCCACAACCCUCGGAUGAAGAAAUUAACUCAUCGGACUUCGUGUUUCGCCGAGCAUUUGAUGUUGGAAGCUGCAAAAUUGUGGAUACGAUAGAUGAUAAAAUUGCUGGAGUUGACGUUAAAUUUCUCUUUAACAGAGCGUGUUGUGAGAAAGAAACAACUGCUGUGCGGAAAAUUAAAGCAGAUGGGAAUACAGAUAGUUUGAAGCCAAAUGGUCCUUUAGCUAGUGAUUCGGUUAGGAAAAUUGAAGACAACUCAUUUGAGUCGCCUGACUGUAAAGAAAGCAGUAAAGGUGGCAAAGAAGAAAAAGAAAAAGGUCACUAUCAACUGGCUACACCAAGAUCUACACUUGCAGAAGAAAGGUCUAACAAGGAUUCUGGCUUUAGGGGAAACCAUUGUGAUGGUAAAGCUCAAGAAAGUGAAGUUAAAAAACAGUUAAGUCGACAAAAAUCUAUGCCUGCAGAAGAAAGAUAUCGUAACUCUUGUGAAGCUUCUAGUUCUAGGAUAAUUCAUUCCACUUCCAAGAAAGCUCAAGUAAAUGAUGUUAAAAGACAGUUGACUAAACAAAAAUCUUUGCCCACUGAAGAAAGAUAUAGUGAAGAGCCGAAUGGAUUGGAUGACAGGCCUCUGAAGAAACAGAAACUAGAUAGUUCUGUUACAGUUCCUGAUAGGCGGAAUACAACCAUUUUGCAGCACAUUACUUCUGAUGGUAAAAAGGAUACAUCAUCUUUUAAGAGACCUAGAGACAAAGCGACUAUGGAGGAAGUCCCUCCCGAGAAGCCCAGCUUUGUUAAGAAGCGAGAUCUAGAAGUGUCAGUAUCUGAAGGAAAAAAUACAAAAAUUGUAACUGAAAAAGUUUUAUCCAAGAAGUCCAGCUUUGGACGUGCUGAGGAUAAGUUGUUGGCGGUUGAUAAUGAAAGAAAUUAUCAAGUAACUGAAGUGAGCCGAAGGCCGGAUGCUGAAAAAAUUAAAUGGUUCCGGAAUCUCCCUUGGGAGGAAAGUAUGAGGGAAGCAGAAAAAAAAGGGACUGUGGUACUUCUUCAAAACUUGGAUCCUACUUUUACAUCUGAUGAAGUGGAGGAUAUAGUCUAUUCUGCUUUGAACGAGCAAUGCGAAGCGAGGAUGAUAGAGCGUACAUCAGUCACUAUUCCUCAUAUUGGUGGAGCUUUGGUCCUUUUCAAGACUAGAGAAGUAGCAGAAAGGGUGAUUAGAAGACUAGAUGAGGGAUGCUUGUUGCUAUCAAAUGGGAGGCCCCUUGUUGCUUCUUUUGCUAAGAUUACUCCACCAGGGAAGCCGCCAUCAUUCUCCGGCCAUAUUAAGCUAUACAAAACUCAAACGCGACGAGAGAUGAGAGAUGCCGUGGCUACAUCACAUUGUUCUCAGCCAAACAACCUUGAAUUUGACAUGGCCAUGGAAUGGUGCUUGCACCAAGCUAGACAUGAGCACGCGUCUGAAAGCGUAUCUAAGCGGCAAUUGGAGGAGAUUAAGGCGCUGCGGAUUAAUUUCAAGCCUAAACUUCCUUAGUUUCAGAAUCAUCUUGUCGUUCUCUCGUACAGAAACAUCAUCAAAUGUAGAUUAGAAGGAAGAACACAAGCUCUCUUUUGGCCUUAAAAGACGGUGACUAAAGAAUUUUGCUAUUGUACUAACAAAUUUCAUGGCAUUGAAUCCACCAAUCUUGACUCGGUUUAGGAAGAAGAACAUAUACUGAUGCGGCUUCUAGUCUCAAUGGGACGACCCUUUUGUAGUUAAAUAUUUUUUCAAGGGUCAUUUUCUUUGAUCUACUAAACUUUUGUGUUGGUCAGGUAAGGUUGAAGAGAGUUAAUGUGACUUGUAAAAAUGCGUUUUCUUCGUGACUGGUAGGGGUUUGGUUUUAAAACAAGUUCUUUAUGACAAGGCAUCCUUUUAUAGCCUAGUUGUUUGGCUUUCACCACUUAUGUCACUCUCCUCUUGUCAUCUGGAAAAAAGAGUUUU